UAUCUCUGGCCUUGGAAGUCUGGGCUUGGGUAUACUGAUGCAACAUAACACAAAAAUGCAUAAUCAGUGUGUGACACACCGUCCCUCCCUUUGGACCCUGUGUGUACAGGUUGCUGCUCUCAGUGUGACAGCAAAACAGGAUAAAGGUUCAGCUGCUGCCUCAGUCUGCUGUAGUCAGGGGAGGGUGCUGUGUAUUAUUCUAAAUGUUCACAUACACUGAUGCAAAGACUGUUUUCUGAAUAUCUUCAUGAAUGUAUUAACUGAAAAGACCACAUAAAUGACAUGAACGCCUUAUAGAGUAUAUUCUGUUGUCUGGUAUAUAGAUUUCUCAGCUUCUUUUUAGACAGGCUGAUUGCAACAUUGCUGAUAUCUUCUUCAUUGCGCUGACAUAUUCAGUGAUAAAUGUGAGAUUGCUUGUUGAUUUAGUUCAUGCAACCCUAACCUUUUCCACCCAUGUCUGUUUUUUGAACAUGUCUUUUUUAACUAACUCAAAUGUUGUGGUUAUGCAGAAUAUUAGACACAAUUGUUAGAAAUGUGCAGUUGAUGCAACUUACAUGCAGGUUUAUUGGAUGUUUUGUGUCUUUUGAAGUGUUGAAAUAGAACAUUUUGCUGAAUUAUUAUAAUCCCAUUUACUGUACCUCAAUCUGUUUUUUUACCCUCUUUCUUUUUCUCCAUUGCUCUCACUUCUCUUCUUCCAGCUCUGCUGUUGUGCAGACAUGAAGAGCAACAACAGCCUGAAUCCUCUGUAUUUUCGGUUCACUCUGUUUGCAGACUUUGGGCCCCUCAGAUAUCUGUUCUUCAGUCUGUGUCUGUUGCUCUGCAUGACUAUUGUCUCUGCUAAUGUUGUCAUUAUUCUGACAGUCUGUCUGGAGAAGUCUCUGCAUCAUCCCAUGUAUAUUUUUAUCAGCUGUCUGUCUUUUAACUCUCUGUACGGCUCAGCCGGCUUCUUCCCCAGGUUUCUGAUGGACAUUGUGUCUGACACUCAUUUAAUCUCACGUCCAUUAUGUUUCAUUCAGAUAUAUGUUGUUUACACCUAUACAUCAUUUGAGCUGACUCUCCUCAGCAUCAUGGCCUAUGAUAGACUUGUUGCUAUUUGCCAGCCUUUACACUAUCACAGUAAAAUGACAUUUAAGAUGGUAACACAGCUUGUGAUUUUUGCAGUGCUCAUCCCUGCAUUUUUUGUGGGUUUCAUGCUGUAUCUUACUGUCCGAUUACCGCUGUGUGGCAAUAACCUGAAUAGGCUGUUCUGUUCCAACUGGCCUGUGGUUCAGCUCUCCUGUGUGGACACAACUCUGAACAACAUAGUAGGUCAGUCCCUUGUGGUCACAACCAUCUUAACCCUCCUGUUCUUUGUCCUGUACACCUAUCUCCGUAUUCUGCUUGUCUGCAGGAGAAGCUCGUCUGAAUUCAGAGGAAAGGCGUUGCAGACCUGCCUGCCUCACAUCAUCACAUUCAUCACCUAUUCUCUCUCUCUCUUCUGUGAGCUGUCAUUGACUCGAUUUGAUCCUGAUAACAUGAAUCCUUUCAUCACAGUUGUUUUAUCUUUACAGUAUUUGAUGGUCCCCCCCAUUAAUAACCCUCUAGUUUACGGCCUGAGUCUGCCUCAAAUCAAAGGAGUGAUUGUUAGAUUUUUGAAGAAGAAUCCUUCUGUGAAAGUUUAAGAGUCAGCAUUGCACUAUUGUUAACAAUGAAGCUC
Messenger RNA from Etheostoma spectabile (orangethroat darter), 1696 nucleotides. Its product is annotated as olfactory receptor 6N1-like. Gene Ontology annotation, molecular function: olfactory receptor activity; odorant binding. Gene Ontology annotation, biological process: G protein-coupled receptor signaling pathway; detection of chemical stimulus involved in sensory perception of smell. The transcript has a single exon. The record is from RefSeq and is a predicted model, not a curated record. Bases 717 to 1661 code for a protein of 314 amino acids. NCBI's taxonomy places the organism in Eukaryota, Metazoa, Chordata, Actinopteri, Perciformes, Percidae. Gene Ontology annotation, cellular component: membrane.